Messenger RNA from Aplosporella prunicola CBS 121167, 1172 nucleotides. RefSeq lists its product as uncharacterized. The transcript has a single exon. NCBI's taxonomy places the organism in Eukaryota, Fungi, Ascomycota, Dothideomycetes, Botryosphaeriales, Aplosporellaceae. Bases 155 to 1063 code for a protein of 302 amino acids. The record is from RefSeq and is a predicted model, not a curated record.
CACCCAAACGUGCAGCGACGACACACCACGUCUCCAGCACUCCACGCGCAGUAAUGCCUCUCCAACCCCUCCCAGACUGAACCUUUUGCCUCAGCAAAAACCUGCCACAAAACCACACCGACCAACCAACCUCCAACCACCUACCCAGCCAACAAUGUCACCACCCGACACCCAGCAGCAACAACAACAACCCACGGCAACCGACCUCCGCGCCAGCCUCGCCCGCGACGGCUACGUGCUAAUCCCCUCCCUCCUAACCCCCUCCGAGCUCAGCGCUCUCCGCAGUGCAACAGCGCGCACGACCGCGCUCGCGCGCUCAGGAAACUGGCCCUACAUCCGGACGCUGCCGAAGCAAUUCCCACCAUGGCCAUCCGACCCCUCAGCCGGGAUCUGGGGCGUGCAGCACCUUUUGCACCCGUCCCUGCCCGACUCCACACUCUUCGCCCACAGCUAUUUCAGCGACAGCAUCAUGGGGCCGUGCAAAGCGCUGCUGGAGUGCGGCGACGAGGACCUCGUGCUCGAGCUGUAUAAUCUGCUUGUGCGGCCGGACGCGGACUUUGCGCUGCGCUGGCACCGGGACGACAUCAGCGAGGGGGCGGGCGCGGAGGAGGAGCUGGAGAGGUUGAACAGGCCCGCGUUUCAUGCGCAGUGGAACCUUGCGCUGUUUGAUGAUGCGUCGUUGGUUGUGGUGCCGGGGUCGCAUGCGCGGGCGCGGACGGAGGCCGAGAAGACCGCUGACCCGUUUGCGCAGGAGAUUCCUGGAAUGCGGGUCGUGCGGAUGCAGGCUGGCGAUUGCGUGUUUUAUAAUAAUAAUAUUCUGCAUCGCGGCGUGUAUAAGGCGGAUCGGGAGCGCAUGACGCUGCAUGGCAGCGUGGGUAUGGUCAAGGGGAAUAAAGAGCGCGCCAGGAAUGUUUUGCAGCAUGGUAUUGGGGCGUGGAUUGGGGACACGGACUUUAGUGGGCUGGAUGACAAGUUGAGGAAGCGCGCUGAGGCUAUGCGCGAAAGGGCAGUGCUGCUGGGAAGCGCUUCGGGAGAUGUGGGGUAUUUCUCGAAAGACGAAUGAGAACGAGAGUAUUGCUGUCGAGACUGCUGCUGCAGUAUCUACGUUGGUUUAACUAUCAAAAUUUUCGAGGCCAUUCGUAAUUAGUGCCUCGCAGGGUGUAUUUAAAUCU